AUGAGCUUAGAUCAGCAGCCCCCUCAGCCAUCCGUCAGCGAGCGCAGAGGCCAACGACUAGCUCCUCUGCAAACGAACUUCAGCCGUCCGAAUGCUCACGGUUCAGUGCAAUCCCCGACUCUGUCUGCGGCUCCCGAUGCAGCAUCAACCGUGUCUGCAACCCCUCGAUUGCAACGUCUGCGACCCACGGACUACCAAAAUGAAAGCCAGGGAGAGAGGGUGCCACUACAACAAACUCCGGUAAAGCGUCAGACAUCCAAGUCGGGUUUGCGGGGACUUUUUGCCUGGGAGAAGCCCUCUCACAGUGACCGUGUCGGACACGCCAUUAUCGCCAAGUGUUUGUGCCACCCCAAGACCGCAAUGUCGAUGUCGACCUUGGUUGCCUCUCCUCCGGGCGGUGCGAGUCGGAUGAAACUUGCAUCGAAGUCCCGAGGGAAGCUUAGCGACAGUCGACCAGUCGCUGGUGACCAUGGGUGGAAGCCGCCUCCGCUAUUUCAGGCCUAUCCACAGGCAAUCAAGCACGACUGUCUCUGGGCCCCGGCUAUGUCUGCUGAUUCCAUUUUGCGCAUCCAGGCGACCGCAAAGAGCAACAGCAGCUCCAACGAUGUAGACCCUCAAGGUAAUCAGCCGCCAAAUGAGGAAGCUUCCGCGGAACGGAAGAAGAAGGAAGAUAAGGAGAAGAAACAUAUGCGAACGGUCUCCGACACUAUCGGCAAGACUGAGUGGUCCCAAAAGAUUUAUGUGCUGGUCACAUCUGGUUAUAUCUUGCAAUACUCAGCAAGCGGGAGGCAUGAUCGACUACCGGAGAAGAUGUUGCAGGUGGGCCCCAAAUCAGUGGCUUUUGCCAGCGAUGCGAUUCCUGGUAAGCGUUACGUGCUGCAAAUUUCUCAAAGUUCGGAAGAAGACAGCACGGCGACAGUUGAUACCCAUCGGCCCUUGUUUUCCCGCCUGGGAUUUCAUCGAUCCUAUUCCCGGCGAUGGACUCGUACUUUCCUUCUUGUGUUCUCCAAUGCCGAAGAAAUGAGCUCCUGGCUCCUGGCUGUCAGAGCUCAGAUCGAAGCCCGCGGAGGCAAAAAAUACAUUUCUGAAAACCCGUACGACGAGGGCAUGGAGCAUCAGCUGCGGCCGAAACCGAGUAUCCGACAGAUGGUACAAAGAGACCCCAACCGCUUCUCCAACAUCUAUCUACAGCCUCAUCAGUCGGCAGGUUCCGACGAAAAAGAUCAAGCUCUCAGCGAUCAAUCCCGCCGCAGCUCCUAUAUAUCUGUUCAACGCCGGUCGCUCGUCUAUCAGUCUGGCGCUGAGUCCCGUUCCAACUCGAUGUCGACCACACAGACGGAUGUAACACCGCCUGUCAAUGGCUUCGGGCGGUUGUAUUCUUCGGUCCCUCCGCCGAGUGGUCCUUUUACACUUCCUAAUGGCGUGGCAGUCCCUGGAGCACACCAACCGAGCGUACCGCCGAGCCCGACCACGGCAAGUCUGACCAAACGCUUAUCCGCCUAUCUGGCAGGAUCCCCGAGCACAGAGGGGCAUGAACCUGGGUGGUCGCCGUCAACGGUGCCAGAGCCAAUCUUGCGAAGCACUUCGCCUCCAGCGCCCAACUUCAGUGUUCCAUCAUUCAGCAAGAGGUUUGCUGCGAAGACCGCUCAAGCUCAACUUCUUCAAGGUCCUCGUCUGGACUGUGACCGGAGUAAUGGGCUCUGUCAUCAGGAUUCUGACGAGCAACUCGAUGCUUUGGCUGCGUUUCCCUCCCCACCUCAGUCGCCAACCCGCAACAUGAGUAGAAUGGGCCUCAACGAUAUACAUGAGGAUACCUCUACCGUCCGCAACGCCUCCCCUAGACGACAGUUGCGGGUAUCCAAUUCUGAGGAUUCGCUGGCAGAUCCUCUGCAAAGAAAUAACGACCACAGGAGUCUACCCAACCCACGUUUACCGAUAACGUACACCAUGACAACGCACUUUCGUCCUCCGAGCAUAGCCAUUGACCCGUUAACCAAGCUUUCAUCUGACCCGCAACCCACUCGACCAACCACAAAUUACGGAAAUCAGCCCCGCCUUGAGCUCCAACGGGAUAGAGUGUAUCCCACAGACCACGGCAGUCGUCCUCCCAGCAUGGCCCGGCGCAAGAGCAUGCCGGGACUGUCUGUUGGUCCCCCAGCGGCACCGCCCCCAAUUGCCCCUUACCAAAAAUCCCAUGUCCAAUCGAUCCACAUAGGCCUGUUCUGCUACCAAGUGCUUCCCUCACAGCUCGGUCCUCCCACUUGCCGCCUUCGAAGACGUUACGAGACCGCCAAAGAAGCUUUGCCAGCAUCAAUCCUCCCACGUCCCAUACCAAUCUUUCCGCUGCUCCAAGUAUAG
Aspergillus novofumigatus IBT 16806 is the source of this 2358-nucleotide messenger RNA. RefSeq names its product peptidase family M20/M25/M40 protein. Bases 1 to 2358 code for a protein of 785 amino acids. The record is from RefSeq and is a predicted model, not a curated record. The transcript has 2 exons. Lineage: Eukaryota; Fungi; Ascomycota; Eurotiomycetes; Eurotiales; Aspergillaceae.